This is a messenger RNA of Terrapene triunguis (Three-toed box turtle), 2833 nucleotides long. RefSeq names its product potassium voltage-gated channel subfamily Q member 2 (gene KCNQ2). Gene Ontology annotation, biological process: potassium ion transport; transmembrane transport. Gene Ontology annotation, molecular function: voltage-gated potassium channel activity. Lineage: Eukaryota; Metazoa; Chordata; Testudines; Emydidae. The record is from RefSeq and is a predicted model, not a curated record. Gene Ontology annotation, cellular component: membrane. Bases 1 to 2490 code for a protein of 829 amino acids. The transcript is spliced from 18 exons.
AUGAAAUCCGCCACCAGCAACUACCGGCCCCUGGCUCCUGACUCUGAACGGUUUCUCCUAGUUUUCUCCUGCCUGGUACUAUCCGUCUUUUCAACCAUCGAUGAGUAUCAGGACAGCUCUGAAGGGGCCCUCUACAUACUGGAAAUAGUCACCAUCGUGGUGUUUGGUGUGGAAUACUUUGUGAGAAUCUGGGCUGCCGGUUGCUGCUGUCGAUACCGGGGCUGGAGGGGAAGGUUAAAAUUUGCCCGCAAACCCUUCUGCGUCAUUGACAUCAUGGUGCUGAUUGCCUCCAUCGCCGUUCUGGCAGCGGGAUCCCAAGGGAAUGUCUUUGCCACCUCGGCUCUCAGGAGUUUGCGGUUCCUGCAGAUAUUGCGCAUGAUACGAAUGGACCGUAGAGGCGGCACCUGGAAGCUGCUGGGGUCUGUGGUCUAUGCCCACAGCAAGGAGCUGAUUACUGCCUGGUAUAUUGGCUUCCUGUGCCUCAUUCUGGCCUCUUUCCUGGUGUACUUGGCCGAGAAAGGAGAAAAUGAGCACUUUGAUACAUACGCAGAUGCACUCUGGUGGGGCCUGAUUACACUCACCACCAUCGGCUAUGGGGACAAGUAUCCACAGACCUGGAAUGGGCGUCUCCUGGCUGCAACUUUCACCCUCAUCGGGGUCUCCUUUUUUGCCCUCCCUGCUGGCAUUUUAGGUUCUGGCUUUGCCCUGAAGGUUCAAGAACAGCAUCGGCAAAAGCACUUUGAGAAGCGACGAAACCCUGCAGCGGGCCUGAUUCAGGCUGCUUGGAGGUUCUAUGCCACCAACCUCUCUCGAACGGACCUGCACUCUACCUGGCAGUACUAUGAACGGACAGUCACCGUUCCCAUGUACAGCUCGCAAACGCAAACGUAUGGUGCCUCCAGACUCAUUCCGCCUCUGAACCAGCUGGAACUCCUCAGGAACCUGAAGAGCAAAUCGGGACUGACUUUCAGGAAGGAGCAGCAGCCUGAGCCAUCACCCAGUAAAAGCAAACCAUGCAGAGAGUCACUAUGUGGAUGCUGCUCAGGAAACUCUAGUCAGAAGGUCAGCUUGAAAGACCGUGUCUUCUCCAGUCCCCGAGGGUCUGGAACUAAAGGGAAAAGCUCUCCACAGGCUCAGAGCCUCCGGAGAUCCCCCAGCGCUGAUCAGAGCAUUGAAGAUAGCCCGAGCAAAGUGCCCAAAAGCUGGAGCUUUGGAGACCGGAGCCGAGCCCGGCAAGCAUUCCGGAUCAAGGGAGCUGCGUCUCGACAGAACUCUGAAGAAGCAAGCCUCCCUGGAGAAGACAUUCCCGAUGAUAACAAAAGCUGCAACUGCGAGUUUGUGACGGAAGAUUUAACGCCAGGACUUAAAGUCAGCAUCAGGGCAGUGUGCAUCAUGAAAUUCCUUGUUUCCAAACGGAAGUUCAAGGAGAGCCUUCGGCCUUACGAUGUGAUGGAUGUCAUCGAGCAGUAUUCAGCCGGUCACUUGGACAUGCUCUCCCGGAUUAAAAAUCUCCAGUCCAGGAUAGAUAUGAUUGUGGGUCCCCCGCCCCCUUCAACUCCCCGGCAUAAGAAGUAUCCAACCAAAGGACCCAUGCUCUCUUCUAAAGAGUCACCCCAAUACUCGCCUAGAGUGGACCAGAUUGUUGGACGAGGGACAUCAAUGACCGACAAGGAUCGAACCAAAGGGUCAGCAGAGGGGGAGCUUCCAGAAGACCCAAGCAUGAUGGGCAGGCUUGGAAAAGUUGAAAAGCAGGUUCUGUCCAUGGAGAAGAAGCUGGACUUUCUGGUGAACAUUUACAUGCAGCGGAUGGGUAUCGCACCAACGGAAGCAGAAGCCUAUUUUGGGUCCAAAGAACCAGACCCGGCGCCACCCUACCACAGUCCAGAAGACAGCCGGGAGCACAUGGACAAAAAUGGCUGCAUCAUCAAGAUCAUCAGGUCCACCAGUUCAAUGGGACAAAAGAAUUUCUCUGCACCACCAGCCCCAACAAUGCCAACCAACACGUGUCCCCCUUCAACGUCCUGGCAGCACCAGCCAUACCAGCGGCAUAGCCACGGAUCCUCCCCAGUUGGAGAUCCUGGCUCUUUGGUAAGAAUCCCGCCCCCACCUUCACAUGAGCGCUCCUUGUCCGCUUACAGUAGCGGGAAUAGGGCCAGUGCCGAGCACCUGAGGAAUGAAGACAUUACAGCUAAACACCACGACAGCGCCUUGAGAGACAGUGACACGUCCAUUUCCAUCCCGUCGGUGGAUCACGAGGAACUGGAACGCUCCUUUAGUGGAUUUAGCAUUUCCCAGUCCAAAGAAAAUUUGGACGUCCUUAACAACGGUUGCUAUGCAGCAGUGGCCCCCUGUGCCAAAAUCAGACCCUACAUUGCAGAAGGAGAGUCAGACACUGAUUCUGACCUCUGCACACCUUGUGGCCCGCCUCCCAGAUCAGCCACAGGUGAAGGACCUUUCAGUGACAUGGGCUGGUCAGCCCCUAGACAGUGAAGCAUUUUGACAUCUAUUGAGCCAAGUCAGAGCACUGGCCAGCCGCCCACUCAUGCCAUCCCCACCUUGAACUUCUGGAGGAGAUCUACAGCUAAGGUUUUAUGAAUCCAGAACAUACUUAGCUUGUGGAUAUUUUCUUACAGCUUACUCUGGGGACAGACGCUGAGCCAGCAUUCAGUAGAAAGGGGCCACUGUGGUGAAUAAUUCGGAGCCUUGAAGUGUCUGGAUUUCUUUCAUACUAUCUUUCUAAGAUAAUUAGGUGAAACGAUGUCACAGUACAGGGUAGGCAACCACAUUUCUUGGUAAUCCUUUAGGGUACAGGGCACAAAUAUCACCUGCAAGG